This is a messenger RNA of Striga asiatica, 946 nucleotides long. Lineage: Eukaryota; Viridiplantae; Streptophyta; Magnoliopsida; Lamiales; Orobanchaceae. The record is from the annotation of a GenBank genome assembly.
UUAUUUGUCUAGGAGAGGUAUUCUGAUAUUCUCCAUAAAGACCACACAACCUUCGUCCAUCUCCAUAACACGAAAAAAUGGCGGCGGCAGCAGCAGCAAAAGGACCUUGCCUCAAUCAUAUUUCCAGAGAAUCCCCUGACAUCCAACGCCUCGCCAACUUCUACGUCGAGGUAUUUGGCUUUGAGGAAGUUGAGAGCCCGAAAUUCGACUUCGGGGUGAUAUGGCUGAAAUUGGGUUCUUCUUUGUACCUUCACCUAAUUGAAAGGGACCCUAAUACGAAGCUUCCAGAAGGCCCAUCGAAUUGUUCUGCAUCAGCCGUGGCGGACCCUAAGAACCUUCCCAGGGGACACCAUCUCUGCUUUUUUGUCCCAAAUUUCGAUUCCUUUGUUCAGACCCUUAAGGAGAAAGGAAUUGAAAUACACGAGAAGACUCAACCAGAUGGGAAGACAAAACAGGCCUUCUUCUUUGACCCCGACGGUAAUGGGUUGGAGGUAUCUAGCCAGAGUCCGGUUUUUUAAAUCAGGCACUUUUUGUGUAUAUUAUAUGCACUGCAUAUGCAAGUACUAAAUAAAUUGUCACCAACACCUGAUGUUAGGUUUCGAAUAGUAAUAUAUGUAUAUUAUAUGUUGUCUCUCGUGCAGUUCUUCAAAUUUGCGGUUUCUUUAAUUUUUUUUAAGGUUUCGUUAUUGAAAAAAAUAAUAAGAAAAUAAAGGAUCUCAUGGAUCACAAGGUUUUUUUAAGGUUUGUAAUCUCAUGUCUGAGACCACGCACCUGAAGCUACGAUUUUGGGGGUUAUAUAUGGUGCUCCAAGCCUGAAGUUCAAUUCAACCACCACGUUGAUCAUGUUCAUCUAAGAAAGAUCAGCUGUGGUUUUCUAUGUCUAAGUUAUUUGUUAAUUAAUCAAUCAUUUAUUUCAUUGCGAUUUUCCAAAUUUUAAAUACUUGUG